Castor canadensis (American beaver) is the source of this 1692-nucleotide messenger RNA. RefSeq names its product pyrethroid hydrolase Ces2e-like. The record is from RefSeq and is a predicted model, not a curated record. NCBI's taxonomy places the organism in Eukaryota, Metazoa, Chordata, Mammalia, Rodentia, Castoridae.
CAGUUCAGCGAGUCAACCAUGCGGCUGGAACAACUUCCUAUGUGGCUAAGAACCGUGGCCUGUGGGCUUCUGCUUCUCCUCUUCCAAGUCCAAGGCCAGGACUCAGCCAGCCCCAUCAGGACCACUCUCACAGGGCAGGUGCGGGGCAGCCUCGUCCACGUGAAGGGCACCGAUGUGGGGGUCCACACCUUCCUGGGAAUUCCCUUUGCCAAGCCACCUCUUGGACCGCUGCGGUUUGCGCCCCCUGAGCCUGCUGCACCAUGGAGUGGUGUGAGGGAUGGGACCUCCCACCCAGCCAUGUGUCUGCAAAAUUCUGACAAAAUGAAUACAGGUGCUGUAAAGCAGCUUAAGCUGACCCUGCCUCCUGUCUCCAUGUCUGAGGACUGCCUGUAUCUCAGCAUCUACUCACCUGCCUAUGCCCAGGAGGGCUCCAACCUGCCUGUGAUGGUGUGGAUCCACGGAGGUGCACUUGUUAUAGGCAUGGCCUCCAUGUUCAAUGGUUCCAUACUGGCAGCCACUGAGAAUGUGGUGGUGGUCACCAUCCAGUACCGCCUGGGUGUCCUGGGUUUCUUCAGCACUGGAGACCAACAUGCCACCGGCAACUGGGGCUACCUGGACCAAGUAGCCGCCCUACGCUGGGUCCAGCAAAAUAUCGACCAUUUUGGAGGCAACCCUGACCGUGUCACCAUUUUUGGCCAGUCUGCAGGUGGCACUAGUGUGUCCUCACAUGUUGUGUCCCCCAUGUCCCAAGGACUCUUCCAUGGUGCCAUCAUGGAGAGUGGGGUGGCUCUGCUGCCAGACCUCACCUCCAGCUCUUCUGAGAUGGUCUACACAAUGGUGGCCAAUCUGUCUGCUUGUGAGCAGGUGGACUCAGAGGCCCUGGUAGACUGCCUGAGGGGCAAGAGUGAAGAGGAGAUUCUGGCUAUUAACAAGCCCUUCAAGACCAUACCUGGACUGGUAGAUGGGGCCUUCCUACCCAGGCACCCCCAGGAGCUGUUGGCCUCUGCAGAUUUUCGACCUGUCCCCAGCAUCAUAGGUGUUAACAAUGAUGAGUAUGGCUUUGUCCUCCCCAUGUACAUGGGAUACAUUGAAACCAUAAAGAAAAUAAACAGAAGAACCUUGCCUGCUAUUAUGGAAAGCAUGACAGCAAACAUGGGGUUGCCUGCUGGUUGUGGUGACCUCUUGAUGGAAGAAUACAUGGGAGACACUGAGGACCCCCAAACUCUCCAAGCCCAGUUCCAGGAGAUGAUGGGGGACUUCAUGUUCAUGAUACCUGCGCUCCAAGUAGCACAUUUUCAGCGUUCCCAUGCCCCUGUCUACUUCUAUGAGUUCCAGCAUCAGCCCAGCCUUUUCAAGGACAUCAGGCCACCCCAUGUGAAGGCUGACCAUGGCAAUGAGGCUUCUUUUGUCUUUGGAUACUUCUUGAACAGCAAAAUUGACUUCACUGAAGAGGAGAAUCUGCUAAGCAGGAGGAUCAUGAAGUACUGGGCCAACUUUGCUCGGAAUGGGAACCCCAACAGUGAGGACCUGCCCCACUGGCCCGUGCUCGACCAGGAUGAGCAGUACCUGCAGCUGGACAUCCAGCCCGCUGUGGGCCGGGCCCUGAAGGCCUCCAGGCUGGAGUUCUGGACCAAAACCCUGGCCCAGAAGAUCCAGGAGCUCACAGAGGCUGAGAUGCAUACAGAGCUGUAG